Molecule: messenger RNA, 1845 nt
Organism: Aricia agestis (brown argus)
Lineage: Eukaryota; Metazoa; Arthropoda; Insecta; Lepidoptera; Lycaenidae
Product: zinc finger protein 142-like
Exons: 2
Coding region: 16-1845 (609 amino acids)
Source: RefSeq, a predicted model, not a curated record
UGCGGCGGUGACGCGAUGUCAGUGGCGCCGGCAGUGAAGCGCGAGCAUGAGUGCGGGGGGGGCGGCGGCAGCCCCGGCCGCAAGCGCCGCAAGCAGGCCGCGCCGGCGCGCGCGCACCCGCCGCCGCCCAUUGACCUGCACGCCAAGAUGGCCGACAUCUACAAGAGCGCGCUGGCUUUCGGCGAGCUCGCGCUGCCCACCUUCGACCCCCUCGCCGCCUUCCGCCUGCUCCCCCGGCACGACCCCCCGCGCAUCUUCAACCCCGAGGCCUACUGCGACCUCUGCUGCAAGGAAUUCUGCAACAAAUACUUCCUGAAGACCCACCGGGCCAACAAGCACGGCAUCUACGACGGCGACCAGCAGCAGCAGCAGCAGCAGCAGCAGCAGCAGCACCUGGGCGUCCCGCCGCCGCCGGCUACGCCGCCGCGCCGCUCCUCUGACGAGGAGUCCGGCGGCACGCCCCGCCGCCUGUCCCCGGACUCAGCGCGGCGCGCGCGCGAAAGCGCCUUCCAGCCGGACGUGCUGCGCCGGCUCGGCGUCACCAACCCCGAGGCGUUUUGCGAGAUCUGCUGCAAGGAGUACUGCAACAAGUACUUCCUCCGAACCCAUCGGGAGCGGCGCCACGGUGUCCCGGCGCUCCGCUCGCCGGAGCGGCUCCCGGAGCCCUCGCCCGUCCCGGCGACGCCACCCUCGGCCCCGCCGCGCUCUAUCACGCCGCCGGAGCCGACGCCACCCCUCGCCCUGCCGCCCGCCCUGCCCUACGACGAUGACCGCCUCCCGGUGAAACGGGAGCACGAGGAGCGGGACGACUUCGAGGCGGCGCUGCGGGACAGCCAGACGAGCCCGCUCAACCUGAUCAUGGAGGAGCGCACCGUCGGCUCCCCGGGCUCCGCCAGCGAGGAGCUCCGCAAGCUGCAGACGAUGAUAUCGCAGCUGAACGAGCUGGCCGCGGAGCGCCUCGCCGAGGAGCCGGCGGACGCGCCGCGGCCGCAGUCCGACUCGCCGCCGCAGCAGGACGACCGCCGGUCGAGCGGCGGCGCGGCCGGCUCCAGCUUCUGCGAGAUCUGCAACAAGGAGCUGUGCAACAAGUACUUCAUGCGCACGCACAUGCAGCGCAUGCACGGCAUCUCGCUGGAGAGCGGCACGCAGCUCGGCGGCGUGACGUGCGACAUCUGCCACAAGGAGCUGUGCAGCAAGUACUUCCUGCGCGUGCACAAGCACAACACGCACGGCAUCCCCGCGCCGCCCGCGCCCGCCACCGCUGCGCCCGCCGAGGCGUGCCCGCUUUGCGCGCGUCGGUUCCGCGGGCCGCGCGCGCUGCGGGCGCACCUGCUGGCCGAGCACGCGCCGCCCGCCCGCCCGCCGCCGCCGCCACCCGCGCCGCCGCGCCCGCUCGACUUGCUGGCGCGCGACAAGCCCUACGCCUGCUCCUACUGCCCCUUCACCACCGACGUGCUCGCGUUCCUGUUCGCGCACGAGCGCGCGCAUGUACAGCGCGCCGCCGAGCAGGCCGAGCUGGCGGAGGGCGAGGGCGAGAGCGGCGCGGAGGCGAGCGAGGCGGGCGAGGGGGAGGGCGAGGCGGACGGCGACGCGUACUCGUGCUCGCGCUGCGAGUUCCGCGCGGAGAGCUUCGCGGCGCUGGAGGCGCACGUGCGCGCGGCGCACGGCGGUGCGGGCGCGCUGCUGGCCGUGCCGCGCGCGCCACGGGCGCCGCUCACCAUGCAGCCGUUCGUGCUGGAGGAGGCGGGCGGCGCGUUGAGCCUGCUGCCGGCGCUGGUUUUCCUGCCGGUGCGGCGCCGCGCCACGCGCCGCGCGACCGUCACGCUGACGCUGACGCCGGCCUAG